Molecule: messenger RNA, 1389 nt
Organism: Neoarius graeffei (lesser salmon catfish)
Lineage: Eukaryota; Metazoa; Chordata; Actinopteri; Siluriformes; Ariidae
Gene: slc35f4
Product: solute carrier family 35 member F4
Exons: 7
Coding region: 1-1389 (462 amino acids)
Biological process (GO): transmembrane transport
Cellular component (GO): membrane
Molecular function (GO): transmembrane transporter activity
Source: RefSeq, a predicted model, not a curated record
AUGAGCAGCACAGAGAGUGUUGUGUUGGAACCGGCGAGCUGUCAUCCCGAAUCGGCCAAGAGCACGAAGAGCUCGCACCUACCGACCAGAGCAUCUCCCAGAGCGGGCUACGGGCACGCGCCGCGCGUGGCGGCCAACGGCGUGCACGACAUCGAGGACCGCAUUUUACGCAUGACGGGCUACUAUGGCUACUACCCAGGAUACUCCAGCCACAGGAGAGAUGAAGGUUCAGACUCCCACAUCGAGACUCCAGCCAGUGAGACGAGCGGCGAAGUCACCGCUUAUCAGACCUGUGCUAACGUAGCUCUGAAGGUCAUAGGCGGCCUGCUGGUGGUGCUGUGUGUGUCCUCGUCCUGGGUGGGCACCACUCAGGUUGUCCAGUGGACUUUUAAGUCCUUCUCUUGCCCUUUCUUCAUCUCCUGGUUUAGCACCAAUUGGAACAUCCUCUUCUUUCCUCUCUACUACUCUGGCCAUGUGGCCAUCACAAGAGAAAAGCAGACGCCCAUUCAGAAAUUCAGGGAGUGCAGUCGAUUGUUUGGGGAAGAAGGAAUGACGCUGAGGCUGUUUCUGAAGAGAACAGCACCUUUCUCCAUCUUAUGGACGCUGACUAAUUAUCUGUAUGUGCUGGCAUUGAGGAAGCUCACAGCCACAGAUGUUUCAGCACUCUACUGUUGCCACAAGGCUUUUGUCUUCCUCCUGUCCUGGAUCGUCCUCAAAGACCGCUUCAUGGGUGUGCGGAUUGUAGCUGCCAUUAUGGCCAUCACAGGUAUUGUCAUGAUGGCCUAUGCUGAUGGUUUCCAUGGAGACUCAAUCAUAGGUGUGGCUUUAGCCGUAGGCUCGGCCUCCACCUCAGCACUCUACAAGGUUCUGUUUAAGAUGUUCCUGGGCAGUGCCAACCUGGGAGAGGUCGCCCACUUCUUCUCCACCAUGGGCUUCUUCAACCUGAUCUUCAUCUCCUGUGUGCCCCUCAUCCUCUACUUCACCAGGGUGGAGCACUGGGGCUCGCUGUCCUCUUUGCCGUGGGGUUACCUGUGCGGUGUGGCUGGCCUGUGGCUGGUAUUCAAUAUCCUGGUAAAUGUAGGUGUGGUUCUCACCUACCCCAUCCUCAUAUCGAUCGGGACCUUACUCAGCGUUCCAGGGAAUGCAGCUAUUGAUGUGCUGAAGCAUGAGGUGAUCUUCAGUGUGGUGCGUCUGGCUGCAACCUGCAUCAUCUGCGUGGGCUUCCUGUUGCUGCUGCUUCCUGAGGAGUGGGACACAGUCACGCUGCGCUUCCUUGCCACACUCGCUGACAAGAAAUCAGAGGAGCACGGAGAGGAGCUCACAGAGUCCAGUGUCAACAUGCGCAGCCGCAGCAGAGCUAACGGUGCCGUCUCGAUCCCCUUGGCAUGA